AUGCCUACAUUAUUUAAUUUUCGAGUUCCUAUAUUUAGUAGAGGAAGGAAAACACCAGAUCCAUUAAGUAGUGAUAAAAUUUAUGAUACUAAUAUUAAUAAUGAUAAUCGACAAAAAGGGAUAACAAGAACAGUUAGAUUUGAUGAAGGUGUUAACAAAGAUCCUAAUCAAUUACCACCAUCUGUUACAAUACAUCCAAAUAUUAAUCCACAAAUAACACAACAUCAACCAAGUAAUGUAGCACCAUCAAACUAUUUAAAUAGUACAUUACAAAAUGUUAAUCAAUCAACAACAAAUACAAAUCAACAAUCAUCAUGGAAUUAUGUAAAUGGUUAUGAAACAGAAAAAAAUACAUUAUUGACAAAUAAUUAUCCUAAUUUAUCAGAUAUUAAUCAUCAAAAUUAUUCACAAAUAGGAUCACUUCCACGUAGUUAUUCUUCUGGUCCAAGAAAUUUACAAAAUAUUUCGACAUCUCAUCAUCGAGCAAAUAAAAUUCUUCAACAAUUACGUUCCGAUGACGAUGGUGAUUUUAGUGAAAACGAUGAAAAAUUAGAUACAAUACAACAGGCUAACAAAAUAACUCACUCAAAUUAUGGAAAAUCACACAUUGGAUCAGGAAUUCAUAGUAGUGGAGUAAUUUUUGUUCAAUAUAAUGAUGAAACAAAAAGAGCUCUUUUACCACCAAAAUUAAAUUCUAUAGAACAAUUAAAAAACAUAUUUUUAAAAUCUUUUCCUUAUCUCAGUAGUCAAUAUCUUAAUUUAUCUUAUGUUAAAAUUUAUAUUCAAGAUAGUACUGAUAAGAGUCAAAUUUUUUAUGAAUUAGAUGAUUUAAGAGAUGUUAAAGAUAGAUGUAUACUUAAGAUAAGAGAACAAAUAUCUGGUUAUCAAUCACCACCACCAAUACGUUUUACCGAUAAAUUACCAACAACAUUUGAUUAUAUGAGUGAAGGAGAAGGUGAAGAUUAUAAUAAUAUAUAUGGAAGAAAUUCAAAUUAUUCAAGAUUAGUUUUUCCAACAAAUUAUAGACCAGCUUCAGCUGUUCCUGGAACUGAUGGAAGAAUGUAUAGUGCACAAGUAACAAAAAAAGAAUCAGGUGUUGGAAAGGCUAUUUCUGCAAAAUUUGAUCCAUAUUAUGAUCCAUAUUUUAGUGAUACAUCAAGUACUGGUGUACCACAAUCACCAUGUGUUGUUCCAAGAUCAGCUAAUGCAACACCAACAAUAGAUAGAGAAGCAAGAUUUAGAAUGGAAACAAUGGAAAAACAAUUACAAGGUUUAAGUAGUUUAGUACAUUCAGCAUUAGUAACAAAAAAUAUUGAUAGUUUUGGACAAAAAGAUAUAACAGAUUUAAGAAAACAAAUAUUAGAAUUUAAUAAUACAUCAACAGAUAAUUGUGAUGUCUUAUCAACUGCUGGAAGUAUUGAUAUGAGAAAUUUAGAUAGUUGUAAUACAAGUAUAUGUAGUUCUGUUACAGGAAAUGAAAACAUUAUUACUGAUAUAAGAAAAUUAAAAAAACAAAUAGUUUCAUAUACGACAGAUAUUAAACAACUUAAAAAAAAUGCUCAAGAUUUAAAAAAGUGUAAUAAAGAAGGACUAAGAGAUAUGAAAGAUCGAAUUAAUGUUUUAUUGAAUAAUUAUGUAUCAAAUAUCAAAAAUAAUGAUAUUAAAAUUAUUGAAAUUGAAAAAAAUACUAAUGAUGAUUCAGAGACGAAACAUUUAAGAGAAGAUCAUAUAUCACGAAUGGCAUAUCUUCUUACUAAUUUAUCAUCAUUUGAAAGGAAUGUUGAAAAUUUAAGAAAAACAGUUGUUGAUGGAAACAGAAAAUUAAAGAUGACAGAGGUUGAAAACUUAACAAAUACUUUAACAACUAUUGGUAAGACAGCUGCUCAAUUAAAAACUGAUUUUCCAAAAUUAUAUAAUAAAAUAGAAAAUAAAAUUAAAAAUGAUAUGGAAUGUGUAAUUAAAAAUGAAACAUUUAUAAAAGAAGAACAAAACCAUAUUGAUAAUUGUUUAAAAAGAUGUAAAACAUUAGCUAAUAUGAUGGUAACAAUGAAAAAAUUAGCAAUGGUUCAAGAUCCAGCUAUUGCUAAUUAUACUAAUAAAAUUCAACAAAAUUAUAGUAAUAAUUCUUUUUAUAAUCCAUCUAAACCACCAGUACCAAAAUUAAAUAUAUCUAGUAAUACUAGUACAUUAGACGAAAGACAAUCUGAUAGAGAACAAUCUGUUGAAUCUGAUAAAGGAAAAGAUGAUGAUGAUAUAACAAUAAUGGCAGAACCAUUACCACAAAAUGGUCUUCAACAAGAAACUAUAAAAAAAGUCAUUCCACCACCAGUUCCACCAUCACCUAAAAAUUAUUAUGCUCCACCAUUAGGAGAAUCAAAACCACCAACUCCAAGAAAAUUUUCAAGUAAUACACAUGUUUUAGAUUCAAUAUUAGAUGAGUUAAGUUCGAACGAAAUGGAACCAGAAGAAAAAAGUAAUAAUAAUGUAAAAGUUCAUAUAAAUGGUAAAGACAUUCAAAAAUAUCCUUUGAAAAAUGAAAAAUCAAAAUCUCCUUACGAAAAUAUUUCCACCUCAUAUAAUAAUAUUAAAUCACCAACAAUUCCACCUUCAUAUUCAUUUAACAAUUAUCCGAAUAUUAAUAAUAAUUUAACAGUUAACUCACCAUAUAAUCAACAAAAUGAUAAAUAUAUUUCCCCCAACAACAGUAGUGAUUCACAAUCAUCAUCAUCUUAUUCACCAUCUAUAUCAAAUUCUUCAGCUACAUGUAAUAGUAGUGAUUCUUCAUCAUUAUUUUUACAAAAUUAUAACUCAAAUGAAUAUUCUUUGAGAGAGAAACAACAACAAUUGGAAUGUCAAUAUGAACAACUUCAAAAAUUAGUUCCCAUGCUCAAGUAA
Strongyloides ratti is the source of this 2895-nucleotide messenger RNA. RefSeq lists its product as hypothetical. Gene Ontology annotation, cellular component: cytoplasm. The transcript is spliced from 4 exons. Bases 1 to 2895 code for a protein of 964 amino acids. The record is from RefSeq and is a predicted model, not a curated record. Lineage: Eukaryota; Metazoa; Nematoda; Chromadorea; Rhabditida; Strongyloididae.